Molecule: messenger RNA, 3413 nt
Organism: Daktulosphaira vitifoliae (grape phylloxera)
Lineage: Eukaryota; Metazoa; Arthropoda; Insecta; Hemiptera; Phylloxeridae
Product: pancreatic triacylglycerol lipase-like
Exons: 12
Coding region: 354-2864 (836 amino acids)
Biological process (GO): lipid metabolic process
Molecular function (GO): lipase activity
Source: RefSeq, a predicted model, not a curated record
CGUGGUCUCUUACUCUCCAGUAGUGUCCACGACACCGUGUUGUAGGCGCACGCUUUGCUAUUGAACGCGUGCUAAUAUCUACUUCGUGUAUAUAUCAACAUUGUUAUGAAAAAAAUCGAUUCGGCGCGUGUUUUCGAAUUCUAUUUAUUUUUUAAAAAUCCCUGAUUUGAACCAUGAAGUCUACAUUACACGAAGAACUGACGGUCGUUGUUUCAUUCGAGUAAGUCGGUUUACGCAUUACUAUUUUCUACGCACCCUACGCCUCUAUGAUUAGUCAACUGGGACUGGAGCUACGUAGAUUUAUUACAAGAACACGGUACAUUUGAAGACAUUGAACCAUCAAAAACAUUAAAAUGGAUAUUAAUGUGUUGAAAAAAUUAACGCGAUCCGGAUUCAUUUUGCUUCACGUUUCUAUUUUGUUAAUCGUUAGUGGAGAAACGAGACUUAGUGGCACAAAAUGGGCGAGUGCAGAAUUAGAAGCAGCCGACGAAAUGAUGGACUUACAGAUCUAUAAAUCUGUCGUACAGUCUAUGGAAGAAUGGCGACAACGGAAUAGCGAAUCCAAAAGACACAAAAGAGCAGAAGCAAAAGUAUGUUACCCAGAAGUGGGCUGCUUUGAUGAAUCUGGUCCUUACGGUUACAUAGGAACCGUACCUAAUCCUCCAAACGAAGUUAAUACGAGAUUUCUACUCUACAACUCCCGUAGGAGUCGUCGAGACACACCCUUGCUGGAUGUAUCAUUCACAAACAUGACGUCCAUAUGGCAUUGGGCCGGUAAAGCAUUUAACGUAUCUGCACCUACCAAAGUCAUUGUACAUGGAUUUGGAAGUUCGUGUUCAAACGUGUGGGUGUACGAAAUGAGAUCUGCUCUAAUGGAUGCGGAAGACUGCAACAUCAUAUGUGUAGACUGGGAAGCUGGAGCCAUCAUACCGAAUUACGUACGAGCGGCGGCAAACACAAGACUGGUAGGCAAACAAGUGGCCAUGUUGAUCUCGGGCUUAGCGCUCAAAGCCAAUUUGCCAAUAGAGAACGUGCAUUUAAUAGGUUUCAGCUUGGGAGCUCAUGCUGCUGGAUAUGCCGGUGCUGAACUUCAAAAUUUGAGUCGUAUCACAGGUCUAGAUCCUGCCGGUCCUCUAUUUGAAAACCAAGAUCCUAAGACUAGAUUAGAUUCAACCGACGCCAAAUUUGUCGACGUGAUACACUCAAACGGAGAAAAUUUAAUACUGGGUGGUCUUGGGGCCUGGCAGCCCAUGGGGCACGUAGACUACUACCCCAAUGGUGGGCGAAUGCAAAAGGGCUGUUCUAAUCUAUUCGUCGGUGCCGUAACUGAUAUUAUAUGGUCCGCACCUGAAGUAUACGGUCGUAGUCUUUGCAACCACCGGAGGGCGUACAAGUUCUUCACAGACAGCGUGACCCCAGGUUGUGCUUUCCCGGCGGUUCCAUGUGAAUCUUACGAGAAGUUCUUGGAUGGAGAGUGUUUUCCAUGUAAAGACAAGACCAAGUGUGGUACGAUGGGAUAUUACGCAGACAAGUCGCCCGGACGCGGAAAACUCUACUUGCUCACCAGGGACGAGGAACCGUUUUGCGCGCAUCAAUACAUUGCAAAAGUAUACAACUCACCUAGUGCACUACCAGUAGUUAGUUACGGUAGAAUCCAAAUUGUACUUUUUGGUCAAUUAGACAUCAACGAGACAUUUACCAUCACUCACAAAGAUGAUGCCAAAAUGACCUUGGGCGAAACCCUCAAGAGAAUCAUUGUACCACACCCAGCACUGCAAGACUUCGAUAGAGUACAGAUCACGUACACGGCAUACAAAGGGUGGUUGUCUAACGGUCUUGAGAAAUGGAGCAUCGACAAGUUUAUUUUAACAGACAGUUAUGGUAUAAGUCAAUCAAUCUGUAAGAGAGAUCUUGUUUUGCAAUCCGACGAACCUGUCGUACUUCCAUUGUAUCCCGGAGACUGUAAUCUACCAGAACUUAGUCUGCAAUAUACUGAAGGCGUGAAAGACAAAACGGACUACGGUAACGGCCAACCAGAGUUCGGUCAGCAACAUAUCAAUGACUCAACUAUGAUGAAUGACGACGGUUCAUCAAUGGCCACUUCUUCAAGUGAUACGACUGCACAACAAUUAAGUGCCACAUUGGGCGUGGGCAUCAAAGAGUAUAUGAAUGUGCCAUGGAUGCCAGUAUUGGAUAUCGAACCAACUGGUAACAGUCUAGACCCUUCGGCGCCAGCAGAUAGAAGAGAACACUCGGGUCGUGGAUUUAUUGGUGGAUCUCGUCCAUCGUCCACCAUAAAAAACCAUUCGGCAGCGGACGCCACCACAGAAGACGAGUUUCCGUACGAUCAGCUGACUAUAAAAAGCAACGGAACUACGUCUGACGAUAUAAACGAGCCUGUUUUGCGUCCUAAGAGUCGGUUUCGUAUGUACCGAAUGCCGGAUGGGUCAAACAUGACAGCAACAGGGCAUGGUAGCAAUAGUAGUGCUAGUGGCGAACGAUCUUUUAUCGUUCACCUAUUGCCGCAAAGGCUAAUGAACAUGAUAGAACACGCUGAAAGGUAUGCCCGUAUGGCUUUUUCACCAUUUAUGUGGCCAUCCAAGGAACGCACUCAGCGUGCGCUUAAAUAUUUUCCCAGAUUUCUAUUCAACGAAAAUAAGACGACUGAACAAGUAAUAAACUUUCAACAAGAUGAUAAACCUAAAAACUAUAUACCACUAGUUUUCGACCAACAACAACAACGACAAAGCCAUCCUGCUAAGGCUGAGUAUAAAAUUAUACCAGCUAUGACGGACGAUAGGCCAUCGAUGGAAGAAAACUUAAACACCAAAGAUGAAGAAGAAGAACACAUUAAUAUAAGAUAAAUUUAAUCUUAAAGUUAAAUUUGGUUAUUUUUUAUAUUUUGUAUUUUAAUUGUAUACAAUUGUCAAUAGCACUUUGGCCACAGAACUUCUAAAAAUUGAUAUGGUAUGGGCCAACGAGGGGUCAUAGAAGUAUGACAUUUCCCCUCGUUGUAACAUUUGACUUAUUGGGGACUCUUAUUAGUCGGUGAAACCGAGAUGUUUGUUAAUAAGAGUAGAAUGAAUUCUUUCAAUUACAUGUAAAAUUCCAGUCAGCAAUUUUACUAUUAACGCCUCCUCAUAAAAAAAAAAAGUUUUUUGAUAUCGCUCCAGAAAAUACAAUAUGUAUAUUAUAAUAUGAGCUAUGUAUAUAUUUUAUAAUAGAGCAUAGAAAACCGUACUAUUGUGUGCACAAAACGGAAAUAGACGCUUUUAGUUCCUAAGUAUAAAUGUUUAUAAAAAUAGAAUAUUUAUUAGAUAAAUGUAUUUUACAGUUGAGUAUGAGUAAAUUUUCUUUUAUAGUAUUCAAUUAAAAUUUGUACUAUAAAAAUAAAUUAUUUGUAAUCUAUAUAA